Leptinotarsa decemlineata (Colorado potato beetle) is the source of this 605-nucleotide messenger RNA. RefSeq names its product Insulin receptor substrate 53 kDa (gene IRSp53). Gene Ontology annotation, cellular component: cytosol; nucleoplasm. Lineage: Eukaryota; Metazoa; Arthropoda; Insecta; Coleoptera; Chrysomelidae. Gene Ontology annotation, biological process: actin filament bundle assembly; plasma membrane organization; actin crosslink formation. The record is from RefSeq and is a predicted model, not a curated record. Gene Ontology annotation, molecular function: protein binding.
AUGGAUGCAGUGCCGCCUAUGGAGGAGAGGCAGAAAGGAGAACAAGGUAACUCCCUAUCGGACAUCACUUCAAAUCUAUGUGCAAUUGAGGAGAAUAUCACACCGGGUGAGGAUGAAUCCAAGUUGAAAAUGACUACUACCGCCAUCCCUACAGCUUCAUCUAAGCUAGACGAUACCGUGGCUAGCGAUGGCCUGACGUAUCAAAUGCCCUCUGCUGCCAGCUCUUUGCUGGCAUCUCCACCAUCUGAAUUAAUAGUGAAGAGGUCGGCAAUAAAUUGCUCCCAAGCUGCUGGCCCUUCUAAUAUGAAGUUAGUUGGCGCUUUGCCUCCUUCUUUGUACACCGGGUCUGAUAAUGAUGGACACACACCCACCCGAAGACCGAAAUCGAUGGCCGUCCCUCCGCCCCCUGCUUGGGACACUCAACUGGCACGUGCACUUUACGCCUACCUGUCGAGUGGCGAAAAUCAACUCAGUUUUUUGGAAGGCGACCUCAUUGCCCUCAUAGGGGACAGAAAUAAGGGAUGGCAGUUCGGAGAGAACUUGCGGACACAGUGCAGUGGAUGGUUUCCUUUGGCGUAUACCGAGUUCUUAGAUGAUCCUACCUU